Molecule: messenger RNA, 3623 nt
Organism: Xyrauchen texanus (razorback sucker)
Lineage: Eukaryota; Metazoa; Chordata; Actinopteri; Cypriniformes; Catostomidae
Product: aldehyde dehydrogenase family 16 member A1-like
Exons: 16
Coding region: 208-2592 (794 amino acids)
Molecular function (GO): oxidoreductase activity, acting on the aldehyde or oxo group of donors, NAD or NADP as acceptor
Source: RefSeq, a predicted model, not a curated record
UGCGUGGACAUCACACGUUGAGUGUUCAUUUGAAAUAGUGGUAGUUGUUUAAUAUUGCCGUAGUUUAUUGGACCGAUCCGUCCUGUUAGAACUGGGAAGUUUUUCCACAUUUAAUUGCGGUUACUAAGAAAACAAUCGAAUAUUAUUAAACAAUUGGCAUAUUAUUGGGAUCUAAGAUUUCUUAUAAUAAUUUUAGCUUUAAUUGUUAUGGCAGGUAUUUCUAAAAAAAACGUGCACGAGAUCUUUCAGACGAUGGAAUAUGGAGCAUCCAGCACGAGCACUGCAGUUGCACAGUCAUGGCUGGAGAAGCAUUUCCGCACUCUUGGCUUCUUCAUUGAAGGGAGAUUUUCCUGCCCUGCAGAUAGGCAGACACUGAAUGUGACUGAUUCCAAAGCUGAGGUGGUCUGCAGCAUUGUUUGUGCUAAAGAUGAGGAUGUGGCAUCUGCUGCCUCCUCUGCAGCUAGAGGCUUCAAGACCUGGAGUGAACUGAGCUGUUACAAACGGGCCAAAGUAUUACUCCGGUUGGCGAGUGUGCUGCAAAGACACAGUCAGUGUGUAUCUCAGCUUUGUGAGCUCUCUCAGUCUUCCACCUCUCCUUCGGGGCUGAUUAGACUGGCCCAGUACUAUGCCAGCUGGGCUCAACUACGAGUAUCACUUAUGCCUGAAUGGACUCCACAAGGUGUUGUGGCAGUGGCUGUUUCAGAUGACUGCUCUGUCUACUCUCUUUUGUUAAAGGUUUUACCAGCUAUAGCUAUGGGCAAUGCUGUUAUGGUUGUACCUGGCAAGACAACCACUCUUCCUGCCCUUCUGUUGGCUCAGCUGUUUAUGGAGGCAGGAUUUCCUGCUGGAGUGUUGAAUGUGGUGACGGGCAGUGAAGCAUCACUAGGUGCCAAAGUGGCUCAAAAUCCACAUGUGAACUAUCUGACCUACAGUGGAUGUAAACCGACUGGAGAGGCAAUGGCUAAAGCAAUGGCUGGCUGGGGAGUACCCAUGUCUUUCUCUCUUUCACUCAGCUCUGUGUGCCCUUUUAUUAUCUUUGAAUCGGCAGACCUCGACAGUGCCGUGGAUGGAGUGAUAGAGGUGGCCUUCAAAAAAAAGAGAGAUUUUCAGUGGGUGUUGUAUGUACAGGAAUCGGUGUGGGACAGUGUUGUAGCCAAGCUGAAGAUGAGAGUGGCUGGGAUGAAUUGUGUAUCUCUUGCAACCGAGAAGGACAGGAACCUUAUAGAUGCUGCAGUUCAAGAGGCUCAACAGCAGGGGGCAACGCUGAUCCAGUCGUGUGCACCUCCCUCUACCAGUGGUUUCUACCCCCCUACUGUACUAUGUGGUCUGGCUCCCUCCUGUGCCUCUGUGAUUACACCUCCUCCUGGCCCUUUGCUGCCCCUCAUAUCCUUCAGAAGUUCUGCUGAAGGAGUUACUCUUGGAAACCACAGCCCUCAUGGUCAAGCUGCCUCUAUCUGGACUGAAGACUUGACUCUGGCUUUGGAGUCUGCAAAGAGUCUGUGUGUAGGCUCAGUGUGGGUGAACUGUCAUUCUGUCAUGGAUCCUGCACUACCUCUCUGUGGACGGAGGGAGAGUGGGAACUGCACUGAUGGAGGCAGAGAGGGGCUGUAUCAGUUCCUGCGGCCCUCUCUGUCACCCUCCCUCCCAAGCUCUUCUCCCAGCUCUAUCAACUAUGCUGAUUUUGGCUCUGUUGCAUCCAAAUUCUUGAUACCUGAAGGAUACGAUCCUUCCAAUGUCCCUCGCUUUUACUCCCAGUUAGUGGGUGGUCAGUUGCGUACAGCUGACUCUGGCUGCAGUAGGUCAGUGUUGGCUCCUGGGGGUGCUGUACUGGCUCACUGCCCAGAUGGAGGCAGGAAGGAUGUCCGUAAUGCAGUAGAGGCAGCCAUUAAGGUCCAGCCUGGGUGGAUGAAGAAGAGCCCUGCUUCACGCUCUCAGUCCCUUUACUCACUUGCUGACAGUCUUGAGAAAAGGAGACAGGACAUGACUAUAUCAAUCCAGACUCAAACUGGCAUCUCAUUUGAAGAGGCAGACAGAGAGGUGGAGCUGAGCAUCUCAAAGCUCUCUGAUUGGGCUGCACACUGUGAUAAAGAGCACGGAGGAAUUCCAUUUCUGCCCCAGUCUGGCUCUGCCCUGUUGACUCCUGAGGCUUUAGGAGUGGUGGGUGUGAUUCUCCCCAGCUACAAACCGCUCCUCUCUUUGGUGUCUCUGCUUGGGGCAGCUGUUGCCAUGGGUAAUGCUGUUGUCAUGGUGCCAAGUGAAAAAUACCCUCUUCCAUCUCUUGAGUUCAUUCAGGUCCUGCAGGCCUCAGAUAUCCCAGGUGGUCUGGUCAGUAUAAUAACAGGAGGCAGGGAUCAGCUGACCCAGGCACUUGCUAACCACAGUGUGAUUCAAAGCAUUUGGUAUUGGGGAAGUAAGGAGGGCUGUCAGUUCCUUCAAUACUCUUGUGUCAGUCCUCUUAAACGUCUGUGGCUUCACUGUGAAGAGGAGGAGAGUGAAGGAGGCAGAGACUGGACCUGCUCAAAUCCCUCUCUUCAAGAAGAGCUUUGGAGAAAGGCUGUGGUCUGGAAGAUUGUAUGGAUACCCACUGCAUAAAAUCACUUAAUCAGUUAAGGGAGAAAAGAUGUAAUUUCCCAAGUGUUCCAGGGGGUGGUAGUAGAUUCUGGAAAACUUUUGCAUAAGGCCUAUAGCGAAUUACUGGGAGGAACAUUUGGACAGUGUGUAACAUUUGUUUCACUUUCACAUGGUCACAUGUAAAAUAAGGAAGAUGAGGUUUCUUUUGAUGUUCACCAUGACGGAGACUGAUUUAGAUGUGGUUGUAGUCUGACAAAUUAAAGAAUUAGUAUUACCCAGGUCUUGUAUUUUUUCCUAAUAUAACAAUCAGGAUUUAUCAAAAAUAAAUUUGUUUAAUUCACUAUAUGUUGAAAUAUUGCUGGGAAUUUCAGUUCAUGGAUAUCGGUGGAAAGUAUCUCUUUUAACAUUGAUAUGAAUGUUUAAAUGACUUUAGGUCUAAAAUUGAUUAACUGUAAUGAAAUUAUUAUAUUGCUUUAUUUCUGUUAAUUGAUACAGCCUUAUAUGUUUGGUGUUAUUAAACGGAAGGUAGCAUAGUCACUUCAUACUGUAAAAGACAUCUAUUCUCAGAACCACACAAAAAACAAAGCAUUUUAUAUUGUGAAAAAUACUGAUAACUUCAUUUAUUAUAUCAACUUCAUUUUAGAGCAUAUGAAUUGUACUGACAUCAAUGCAGUUUACAAUAACUAAGUUGAAAUGAGGAUUCCACAACCUUUCAAGUUCAAGCUUCAAGCUAAAGGGCUGAAAUGUACUCAUGUCUUACAUAACAGGAAAUAAAUGUGAAAAUGCUGAGUCACAGUGACACAGUUCUUCACGUCAGCUCUUGUAAAUUUUACUUAUUGUGGCUGACACAGGCUGAGGUAUCAUGUGCAAUUUUGGUACAUAAAUGAUUAGUCACUAUCACCUGUCCAGUAAUCUUUGUAUCCACAGUUACCAGGUAGAGCCAUUCUCCAUAGCUGAAUAGCACGUUUUUGCUGAAUUGUCCCAUGAUAUUUUCCAGACAAAAGAUUAUAAUAUGUUACAUAUGAAAUCCAGAAAAUGUAUGUACAAAAAUA